This is a messenger RNA of Thalassophryne amazonica, 5002 nucleotides long. It is a transcript of the gene c9h21orf91, whose product is annotated as chromosome 9 C21orf91 homolog. Bases 116 to 976 code for a protein of 286 amino acids. The record is from RefSeq and is a predicted model, not a curated record. NCBI's taxonomy places the organism in Eukaryota, Metazoa, Chordata, Actinopteri, Batrachoidiformes, Batrachoididae. The transcript is spliced from 6 exons.
CCGCCGUGACGUCCACCAGCUGUUCUCCGAUGUUCGUGUCCUCAGUGGGGCUCAGGAGGACUGAGACGUCCAACACCAAUUCUGACGGACGAUAAACAAAUAUUAAAGGGGCACCAUGGAUGAACAGGAGCAGUUUGUGAACAUUGAUCUGAAUGAUGACAACAUCUGCAGUGUCUGCAAACUGGAGACGGAAACAGGAACUUUGUCCUUUUGCCAUGUCUGCUUUGACCUCAGUAUUGAAGGUGUCUCACCCACCACCUUGCUGCACUCAAAGUCGCUGCGCGGCCACAGAGACUGCUUUGAGAAAUGCCACCUCAUUGCCAACCAGAAGUUAUCACGUUCCAAGGUCUCACGAAGUGCCUACGAGGGCAUGAAGCUGGCCCUCAGUCAGAAACUGAACCGAAUCAUCCAGUAUGCGCAGAACAAAGACUCCAUCUCCUCCAGACGGGGGGGCAAACUUCUCUGUUACAGCCAGCAGAGUGAUUGCAAGCUGCUGCCCCAGUCAGACCCCCAGGUGCCCCGAUACACGCCCUGCUGGGACAAGGGCAGAGCUAUGGAGCAGCCUGAUUACGCCAUGGGAAUGCUGGAGUGCCACACGGAGGAGGAGCUGCAGCUGAUGCAGGAGUCCCAGGGUGACGUUUGGACCUGUAAUGGCAGGAAAGGUCGGCACAACCGGACUCAAUCGUCUAGUGGAGAGCAGAUACCAUACAGACACCAAGGCCCCAGUAGAGAAGAAUUGAGUAAAAUGAGUAUAGAUGAGCUCCAUCAGUUGAACGCCCAGCUACUGGUGCAGAUUCAAAAGGUCUUUGAGGAGCUGACUGUUGCAGUACAAGAGAAAGACUCUUUAGCGUCAGAGCUGCACGUGCGCCACGUUGCCAUUGAGCAGCUUUUCAAGAACUGCGCUAAGCUGCCGUGGCUGCACAUUAGCCGUGCUAGUGUUAAAACCAACAGCAGGAACAGCAGCCCUAUGGAGUGACGCGCUGACAGAGUGGGAGGCAGCAAGGCCAGGCGUCUAGGAAGAAGGUGACAAACACUGACCACACUGGCUGCAGUGGCUGAGACAGUUGUGUUUUCAAUGACCUACGACACUGCAGUGAUGUGGAGCUCUUAGCUUUGCAUUAGAGAUGUGUUGAAGGCUGAGAUCGUGUGGUUGAGGUGAUAUUUAACGAGCAUUUGCUAUUGAAAUCAAAUGACUUGUGAGAUGGGCUGGAGGCUGAGUUUUGUGCCUCUGUUUUAUAACAAGGACUUCCUCUGGAAUUGAUCAGUCUGUGUCAAAUACACCACAGAUGGGGUCCUCUGGAUCUUCCUGAUGCAACAUGAGGAAGUGUUUUUGCUGGACAUGCUGCCUAUAUACAAACAAUUUUAUUCUUGAAAUAUAUCUAUUCAGAUGUGUAAUGCAAGUUGAAAGGGGUUUGUUUGCCUCCUUCUUUUCCCCUUGAUGUUUUUCUUUAGUUUUACUGUCAUUUUUAUGUGUAGAUUCAAAUGUGGGUUUUUUCUUCUCCUUUGUUCGUGUAGCUUAUGGUUUUCUGUAGAGAAUUAUUCUCUAUGUGAAGCUGCAACAUUUUAUCUUAUGUCUGUGGUAAACACUUGAUGCAGGUGGUGUCAGGUCAGACUCUGGUGUCUUAGGUCCAAUUCUGUCCAUCUGUAGCACACGGCCUAACAAGCACAGUGCAAGCGUCAAUCUUUCCACAAAGUAAGGUGCAGUGUUAGUUCAUGUUACGCCCAACACGCUCCCAUUUUUAUCGAAGAGAAUGUCUUGGUAAUUAGCACUAUUGCCUCACAGCAAGAAGGUUUUGGGUUCCAAUUAGUCUUGGUCCUGGUUAUACAAAAGGGUUGCAUUUAUUCAUUCAUUUUCUGAACCUGCCGAUUCCAGUUAACGGUCACGGGGCUGGAGCUUAUCCCAGCAGUCAUUGGGUGAAAGGUGGAGUACACCUUGGAAAGGCUGCCAGUGUAUGGCCCAGCCAGCACAUGGUGACAGACAAGCUCAUUCACACUCGCAGUCAGUUUUAGAGUUUACAAUCACACCUGCUAACUUCGUCUGCAUUUUUUGUACCAGACAUACAUUUUUACAUUGAUGAAGUAUACAAAAAAAAAAGAACAAAGCUCCAGCAAAUUAUUGACCACUUGUGCUAUGCCUGCCGAAAAGCAAAAGUAGAAGACUCCAACCAAUCACGGCGCCAUAUUUUAUCCCCACAGCUAGUGUGCCAGCAAGCCAUGUCCAGCAGAGACCGCUAGCAGUGGCAGCUAGCUGUUGUGGACCAGAUGUGUGUUCUUUCUGAGCAUUUAUUUCAAACAUCUGAGAUAAUAAAGCUUGUUUUUCAGUUAAUUGUACUAAUGGACCAUUUAAGAAGACUGUGAUCCAGUAUUGCUGGUGAGCGAGCAUUUUGUUAAUUAAUUUGUAUAAUCGUACCGUUAGCACUGUUAGCAGGUAUUAGUAGCUUGUUGAUGUUAGCGCCACUGUUACUGAGGCAGUAAGCUGGUCAUAAUUUUUAAUACCGCAGCCAUGAAAGCCACCACCCUUAAUAGAACACCCAAACACACCUUAUGCUGUUAGCUUUAGCUUGUUUGUUGCCUCACAGCAAGAAGGUCCAAGGUUUCUUCUGAGCUGGUUCUUUCUGUGUGGAGUUUGCAUGUUCACCCAGUUUUUGCGUGGGUUCACUCUGGGUGUUCCGGCUUUCUUCCACUUCAAAACCGAAAUGAAGGAGGGUCUUAGAAAAGCCAAGUCUCCCCCUUACGAGGCUUCAGAAUGUAAGUGCAACUAAAACAUGAACUCUUUUAGUGUUAGUGAAGUAAGACUUGGUGAAACAAACUGAACAUCCUAGAAGUAAGACAGAAAGUGUAAAAAUGAUGAAAGAAUCAUCUGGGUUUUUUUAAGAUGUAAAACUUAUGUAAUUUAUUUUGUUGAAAGUAGUUUAUGUGAAUUUCACAUCAGUUUACUUUAUAUUAAGCUACUGCAAACAGCUUACUUCAUUUUCAGGUGCACUCUGAGUCAGAAAUGAGGUUUUCCUUCAGGGUCACACUUAUAGUCACAAUUUCAUUCUGUAAACCUGUUUUGACAGGGUUUUGCCAGCGCUACUGUAAGCGGUUAAGGUACAUGGUUAAGGUAGACAGGUUUCUGACUAUAAAUUGGCUAUUAAAUAUGCAUUAUUAUUAUGUUUUUCAACCACACACCCAAUUCAACUAACUUGCAUGGCUUUGGAUGUGGUAGGAAGCUGAUGCAUUGAGAGGGAACCCACACAAACAUGAGGAGAACAUGCAAACUCCACACAGAAAAGUCCAGCUCAAAUUCAAACCCAGGACUUCUUGCUGUGAGGCAUCAGGGCCAACCACUGUGGUGCCAUGCUGCCCCAGUCAUAUUCAGUCCCUUAAUUGAAAACUAGGUGCGCUUAGGGCGUGACUUGAAUUACACCAAUCAAAUUAGCUUUUAAAAGCGGGUACAUUUGAGACUGAUGUGUUGCAGGUUAGAUGGUGGGCUGAAGUGAGAGGUUUUCUGGCAAGGUAAAAAGAUCUAAGUAUGUGUAAAAUGACAAAUCCUGUGAAUGGCUUGUAUACGAGAGAAGCCAGCAUCGGGUGAAGCAGCGACAUCCCUUGUUUGUGCAACACCUCCUCUGUAUCUGUCUCCAUCUAUCUGAUCUCAUGCUUAUCAGAUGCAGAAAGCCAAAUAUUCAGUAUCUGAAUAUUGGCAUUUUAUUGAAUAUUGAUCUCUUCAGCAAUCAUUUUUUGCUGCCUCAUUUUAGCAGUGCACUUACACUGCACCUGACCACACCCCAUUUUAACACCAACACACCUGGGGUGUGCAGAUGAGUGCAAGUACAUUUAAAAUAAUAGUACUGAUUGUGAGCUAUCGCAGGGAGCUUGAUCAAUUCUUAGAUGUAUCACAAUGUGAACGUGGAUGAUUCUGAUUAAUCAAAUGUCAAUUGAUUUGCCAUACAGCUUCAUUACGUCGCCUCUCUUUAUAAAAGCUGGAGGAGACUGUGCGUGGUGCAGGUGUUACGUUUCGCCCCUUGAAGAAACAGAAAACCCACAUGUUUUUUGAUUCCAUAAAGACACACCACAGGACCAGAAGCAGUAACAAGUUCUUCCUACAUCUGAACACAGUUUUUAACUUAAAAAUCUGAAAAACUAACAAAUCACGUAUGGGAUGAAGCGCUUGUUUGCACCACAAAAUAAAAUCUCUUCUAUUAUCCUUAUCCCCAGUAAGCAUGUUAAAGGCUCAGCUAACGGCUACGAUGAAAGCAGACACAUUAUGUUGUUUCGUGAAGGGCUAAGAAUUAUCCACAUAGAUUAUUUGCUGAGUAUCAUGGCUGAUCACCAAAAAUCAGCUCCUCUACUUUUUCACUUUAAUGUGUGUUGUUGCACAUCAUGGUGGAGUGCACAUGUGUGCAAUUUGUCCUGCUGAAUCCAGAGUGUAGUUAGAAGGAAAACACACAUGCACAAGAUGAGAACAGAUGCCAAAUGCCAUGUUUUCUGUAGUUUAAAGUAUCAGCAAAUCAGCAGUGUCACAAAGUGCAUUAAUGCAGCACAGCCAGUGUGCAUGCACAUCGUGACGAGGUGCACAUUAAGGCAGGAAGAAGCUGCAGAUGUGAGCGUGACUUUUAGUUAUUUUUUUGGCUGGAAUGGUAAUAAUCCAAACAGGGAGUCAGUCUGAACCCACACUUACACAGGUGCUGUUAGCAAGGGAGCUGGGGGUUAUAGAAUUUAGAAUCGGUGUGUAAGAGCCACAUGGGUGCAAAUAUGGCUGAGCUAUUAAAGAAUAUAUUGAAAUCCAUUCAUUAUGGAUUUUUUAAAUUUAAUUUAUAUAGCACCAAAUCACAACAAAGUUGCCUCAAGGUGCUUCACACUAGUAAGAACAAAAGAACAAGAAGAGAACAAUCUCAUGAAGAAGAACAAAAGAAAUACUAAGGUGAUCGCCGGCCACUAGCCCUAAGUUUCACUAACAGACCCAGAAUUUAGAUAAAGUUGAGGCCGCAGCACACUCUGUUUACUGAUAAAAUGAAUUUAA